Molecule: messenger RNA, 3565 nt
Organism: Micropterus salmoides (largemouth bass)
Lineage: Eukaryota; Metazoa; Chordata; Actinopteri; Centrarchiformes; Centrarchidae
Product: dynamin-1-like protein
Exons: 19
Coding region: 123-2288 (721 amino acids)
Biological process (GO): mitochondrial fission; mitochondrial fragmentation involved in apoptotic process
Cellular component (GO): mitochondrion; membrane; microtubule
Molecular function (GO): GTPase activity; GTP binding; microtubule binding
Source: RefSeq, a predicted model, not a curated record
UGUUGGCAGAGCCAAAGAGACGCCAGUAGCCUUAGCUUAGGGACAUUGAAUGACUUUGUAGCCCUGUGCGGUAGGGUAAAGAAAGUUACCUAUUUGACAGGUUGACACUAGUAUCGGAGCUCAUGGAGGCCCUUAUACCUGUCAUAAACAAAUUGCAGGAUGCAUUUAACACGGUCGGCGCAGACAUAAUUCAGCUGCCGCAGAUAGUUGUUGUGGGAACUCAGAGCAGUGGGAAGAGUUCUGUUUUAGAGAGCCUGGUUGGCAAGGACAUCCUGCCACGUGGCACUGGCAUCGUCACACGCCGACCCCUUAUCCUACAGCUAGUGCACAUUGACACAGAGGACCGCAGGAAAACCAGUGAAGAGAAUGGCAUCGACGGGGAGGAAUGGGGCAAAUUCCUACACACCAAAAAUAAGAUCUACACAGACUUUGAGGAGAUCAGGCAAGAAAUUGAAGCAGAAACUGAAAGAAUUUCCGGCAUUAACAAGGGUAUUAGUGAUGAACCCAUUCACCUGAAAAUCUUCUCACCACAUGUUGUGAACCUCACAUUGGUGGACCUUCCCGGCAUUACCAAGGUACCAGUGGGAGAUCAGCCCAAAGACAUAGAGAUCCAGAUCAGAGAACUGAUCUUUAAGUACAUCUCCAACCCCAACUCCAUCAUCCUGGCUGUGACUGCUGCCAAUACAGACAUGGCAACCUCAGAGGCCCUUAAAGUGGCCCGUGAGGUUGACCCUGAUGGCAGGAGGACAUUAGCAGUGGUGACCAAGCUGGAUCUGAUGGAUGCUGGUACAGAUGCAAUGGAUGUGUUGAUGGGCAGGGUCAUUCCUGUCAAACUGGGCAUUAUUGGAGUAGUUAACAGGAGUCAGUUGGAUAUCAAUCAAAAGAAGUUAGUAGCAGAUGCCAUCCGUGAUGAAUACGCUUUCCUACAAAAGAAGUACCCGUCCCUUGCAAAUAGAAAUGGAACCAAAUAUCUGGCCAGAACAUUGAACAGGUUACUCAUGCACCACAUCAGAGACUGUCUUCCUGAGCUGAAGACUAGGAUCAACGUGCUGGCAUCGCAGUACCAGUCUUUACUCAACAGUUAUGGUGAACCUGUUGAAGACAAGAGCUCCACAUUACUGCAGCUCAUCACCAAGUUUGCUGCAGAGUAUUGCCACACCAUAGAGGGCACGGCCAAGUACAUUGAGACAGCUGAACUAUGUGGUGGAGCAAGAAUCUGUUAUAUAUUUCAUGAGACGUUUGGUCGCACAUUGGAGUCAGUUGAUCCUCUGGGAGGUCUAACAACCAUCGAUGUGCUCACAGCAAUCAGAAAUGCAACGGGCCCGAGGCCUGCAUUAUUUGUGCCUGAGAUUUCGUUUGAGUUGCUGGUGAAGCGGCAGGUCAAGCGCCUGGAGGAGCCCAGUCUGCGCUGCGUGGAGCUGGUUCAUGAGGAGAUGCAGAGGAUUAUCCAGCACUGCAGCAACUACAGCACACAGGAGUUGCUUAGGUUUCCAAAGCUUCAUGAUGCCAUAGUAGAAGUGGUCACCUCAUUACUCCGAAAAAGACUCCCUGUCACAAAUGAAAUGGUCCACAACCUGGUUGCCAUUGAGCUGGCAUAUAUCAACACCAAACACCCUGACUUUGCUGAUGCCUGCGGGCUCAUGAACAAUAACAUAGAGGAGCAGAGACGCAACAGAAUGAGAGACCUCCCCUCUGCUGUCCCCAGAGACAAGUCCCUUAAAGGCCCAGGUGGGCAGUCUCUCUCCCCCACUGAGCCUCCUGCCCCCGAGGGCGAGGUCACCAAGGCAGCAGCUGGCGUUGCUCAGAGCGGCUCUGUCAGCGACCAGACAGACAGCGGGACAGGGAACUGGAGGGGCAUGUUGAAGAGGGGAGAGGACAGUACAGUUGGAGACAGGGCCGUGCCCCAACCCCAACACUAUUCAAGCCCACACAAGGGCCACGCUGUCAACCUACUCGAUGUGCCUGUUCCAGUAUCCAGGAAGUUGUCUGCUCGGGAGCAGAGGGACUGUGAGGUCAUCGAGAGACUCAUCAAGUCAUACUUUCUUAUCGUUCGGAAAAACAUCCAGGACAGUGUACCGAAGGCAGUUAUGCACUUCCUGGUGAACCAUGUGAAGGACUGUCUGCAGAGUGAGCUAGUGGGUCAGUUAUACAAGACGGCCCUGCUGAAUGACCUGCUGACAGAGUCCGAGGACAUGGCUCAGAGACGCAACGAGGCUGCUGACAUGCUCACGGCUUUGCAGAAGGCCAGCCAGGUGAUUGCAGAGAUCAGGGAAACCCACCUGUGGUGAGGCGCCCUCUCUUCAGCGGGCUCUCGUCAUCCCAUGAGUCCUCAUUCAUCAUAGACCAUCAAACCACUGCUGAGUCUCCCAGCACCCAGCACCUAAGACUGCAGAAACAAACAACUUGCACUGGUGUGGAUAUGUGUAUAUCGAAACAUAGUAUUAAUGUACAGUACAGACUUUGAUUUAAGAGCAGCACACAUUCUCCUGUACCUAGAUUAUAUUGUUCUUAUGUAAUUAAAACAAUAUAUAGAUAAUGUUAUACACCACCACUAUGUGGAGCCUUGCUGAGGAAUGUCUGCUCUUAAUGUAGAUUUGAAUUAAAGCUAGAAACAACAAACCCAUGCUACGACAUGUAGAUGCUCUCUUUAUCAUGUCAAUUAUUUUAUUAGAUGCUGACAAUAUAACGUGUCUACUGCUAUUUGUUCCAAAGAAAUGCACUUAAUUUAGAUAUUUUUAAUAAGAAAAUAUCCACCAUUUGUUCACUCUAUACAUAUUUUUACAUAGAUAUGGAACAUCAGACCCGUAUUUGUCUUUGUUGUUUACAUGUUGUUAUUCAAAAGAUCCGUUACAGAUUCUACUGACUGAUUCCUCCUACUUGAGGUUUUGUAUAAAUGUUGGACUUAAUUACACAGAAACAGAGACAAUCUGCAUGGUUUGCAGAGAGGCAGCAGGGUGGAUGUAAUGAGUUAUUUAUUGAUUUGACAUCAUGAUAAUUGACACUACCAACACAACAGAACAAUGAAUACACACAUAAAAGACACGUGGGCCAAUCACUGGUGUCACGGUCUGACUCUUCCCUGUCUGGCUGCUCCUUUACCUCAGCCGGCCACCCAUCUUGCCCUUGCCGCGCCCCUUGGCACUGAAUGGGUGUAGGAGAAGAACAGCAGACAGUGAGUUCAGCACAAGUGGAGGUUAUUCGAUUGCAGCACUCAGCAAAUCAGUCAACAAUUUGAGUUUGCGCAGAAUUGAUGGUGAGAACAGAAACCACAUCCCAAAUCACAGGACAGGUUUCAAACUCUCAAGACAAUAUCACACUGCUAAAUAAUAAAAUCUGGAAUGUUCCCACAUGUGAAGAUCUUUACUGCAAACAUGGGAAUCUUCUUUUGGCAUUACGAUGGUACAAAACAUAAUGUUCUUGAGAAUCCAGUAUUCUCUCUCUCAGAUUUGCAGCCACUUGUCUGACCUAAAAUAGGUUUUUCUUUCAACAAAAUUGUAAGAAUACAGUACAGGUGUUUGUGUCCCUAAUGGCAUUGCAAAUAAAAGGACAGUUUAUUUCCUUUAAA